Truncatella angustata is the source of this 4235-nucleotide messenger RNA. RefSeq lists its product as uncharacterized. The coding region runs from base 250 to 4158 and encodes 1302 amino acids. The transcript has 2 exons. NCBI's taxonomy places the organism in Eukaryota, Fungi, Ascomycota, Sordariomycetes, Amphisphaeriales, Sporocadaceae. The record is from RefSeq and is a predicted model, not a curated record.
GCUCAGCCUCAUUUUGUCCGCCAUGCGGGACAUGAUCCUGGGCGGUUACUCAAUGGGCCCAAAAAUUACCGGUGACGGUCGGUCUGUAAAAAUGCCCGUGAAUGACCAGACCAGAAUCAUGCGUCAAUCUGGCUUGCUUGAGCAACAAAAUAUUUGUCGAGACCGGUCGCAACGGCUUUUGUGUAUACGCGACUGAUGGUGCUCGUGCUGCAGCAAUAAGCAGCACUGCAGCACCGACAGCAGGUCAAGAUGCCCUCCGAUUCUGGAACUGCGCUGCACGUCUUGCCUCGCGCGCGUUCAAACAGGACUUAUGAGCCAUUAAGAGAGGCGUCCGAUACGCCGCCCGUGCUCGGAUACAGCGCAUUGCCUGCCACUGGGGACUGGCACGACCCUUACGACACAUACCAUCAUCAGUCGGAAGAAGACGAGUCCUCGGCGGAUCGACCUGUUUCUCAAAACCUGUUGCAGCAAUCUGAUGGACAUUUGAAAGUCCCUGAAGUAUCAGUAACAGACCUCAGAGAACCACCGCAGCCCGUGGUAUGGCAGUCGUCAUGGCGACCAUUUUAUUUGAGAAGGAUGGUCCUUCUCGCCUUUGUGGCUGUGAUGGUCAUAAUGACAAUAGCACUUGAAGUCAUGUACUCCUUAUCUGUCAAGAGACAGGGGCUGGUUCAGAGUCAGUCAAAUUUACGCUAUCUAUGGACGUAUGGCCCAACUACAGUUCUUGUUGUAUUUGCGGCAUUUUGGAGUCGAGUUGAGUACGAAGCUCAGUUGACGGCGCCAUGGUUGAAAAUGGAGAAGACCGGCAAGACUAGCGACGCUUUGCUGCUAGAUUACAUCGCCAUGUUCUCUCUCACAGUACCUUUUCGAGCACUGAAGAAGCGCGACUUCAAAGUUGCUGCUGCCUCAACAAUAUCGCUGCUGUUGGUCGUGGAGACCGUCAUAUCCACAGCACUUUUCACUUUAUCUGCAGUGCGAAUUCCAGAUACCCUAGUGCCGAUUAACAUCAAUACGCAGUUCGUGGACGAUCCUGCUAGGCUCGAAAACCCAUCCCGACUUCCCUUUUAUGGUAUGCAAGGCUUGUUAAAUGAUAAUCUAGAAUAUCCCGAAGGUUGUUCGGAUGUCUACGCAUACCAGUCUUUCAACUCAACUGCAUCGGAAGCACUUGAAACCACUGCAGAGGUAUCUGGUGUGUCUUUAGAGCUGGAUUGUGAGGAUUCAGAUUCAGCUCUGGUUGGCGUCGACUACGGCCGGCUUUUUCAAGAGUCGGAGUAUGGUCAAUGGAUGGCAGACUAUUCGUCAAUGCAGCUGAAAUAUGAUGGAUGUAGUGCAAAUCUAUCCUUCGACACAUCUCUGAUGAUUCCUGAAUCAAAUGUCGACGAGUUGAACAAUACUACACAAACAAAAUAUGCGAUGUGGCUAGAGCCCAUUCGCGGAUUUGCUCCAGGGCAGUGUGGAUCCACAAAUCCAGACAGUAACCGCCUUGUAUUCGCGUCUGCGAAGCUGGAAUACAUGUUAUACGAGGUGACAAACACUACCUGGGCUGAGAACAACGGAACAGACCUGCGUAUGAAAACUCUCAACCUCACCUCGACGACGUUGAUUUGUACACCUCGCUUCAAUAUGGUCAUGCUAGCCAUUAGCAAGAAUUCUACUGGUGUUCAAGAUAUUUCGCGAUCAAGUAAUGCGUCUUCAGCCUUGCUUUCGCAAGUUCAUCCGUGGAGUGUUGUCCAAGCCCAACGGAAAACUUUCCCAGCUUUUGACACCUCUUAUGCCAGGGUUCCGCCGAUCAACAUCGGAAAUGCGACCGUUAUAGGUGACGGCUAUUUCGAUGUUGUCACAAAAGCUUGCGGGAGUGAUUGCGACGAAGAAUCGUCUCUUCUCAACGGCCCUUUACUGCAGCGUUAUCUAACCAAGUACUACCAACAAUACGCGGCCUUUCUGCUUCACCAGUCAUUGAAGAGCCCUUCCGAUAUUACCGGGAGUGGGAAAGCCACCACUAGCACAAACCGCUUGGUGGUGCAGCCGUUGGCAUGCCAUUUAAUGGCCGGAAUCCUUGGAUUGUCCAUCUUGGUUGUUGUUGGCAUUGUGAUCUUCAUGCCAAGUCAUCUUUUAUUCCCUACAGAGCCAGGGUCAAUCAUCAGCUACGCGGUCGUCUCUAAGUUAGCUUUCCAUGGCUCCGUUCCAGGUCAUUUGAGUGGAGCGAGCAAGAAAGAACUCGAAAGAGGAAUACGAUGGAAAAUGGGCGAAACCGCAAAGCAGAGCAGCGGGUUACUCGGCAAGCCUGUUCAUCAGGUCGAUGCUCCUCAAUCACGUGGAUUUAUAAAGAUGGUCUUCCCAAACGCAUUACGAGUCUAUUAUCGGUCUAUAAUCUGUAUCUUUAUGUUGGGAUGCAUUGCUGCACUAGAAGGUACUUAUCACCUCUCUUGGAGCAACGAAGGUCUGGGCUCCGUUCCGGAUGAGACAUACCUUCAUUAUGCAUGGACAACAUUUCCUGCUAUAGUGCUGAGCCUACUGGGGAUGUACCUCUCUUCUGUCGACUUCCAGACCAGGCUCCUGGUACCCUACCAUUCCCUUGCUCGUGGGGCUCCUUUUCAGACACUCAACUUGGAUCUCUUGCGUCCCCUAUUACCAGCAGCAAUACUUCAGGAAUUUCGGACAAGGGAAUUUGCUGCAUUGUGUAGCACGAUAGCUGCGCUGAUCGGGUCUAAGCUCACUAUUGGUUCAGCAUCGCUAUUCCAUGCCGAUGUGUUCGCAGUGUCUAAUAUAGGGCCUUUAAAAGCUACGAGCACGAUCGUCACAAAUGAACCAUAUGGCGACGACGGGCUUAUCAGCACCAGUAAUUUGUACACAACAGCUCUGAUCUUGGGCAGCAAUCUCUCCUAUUCCCCGUCCAUUUACGAAAACCUGAUCCUGCCCUCGUUCACAUUGGAGGACUAUUUCGAGAAAGCACCCAGCGCAGCAACCAAUGCCUCAUCUUUAGUGAUCAAGGCCACAGUGCCUGCGUUCCGGCCUGGGCUUACUUGCUCCUUUUACCCGGCGUCUUCUAUUUCGGCUGGAGAAUUUCGUAAUCUGAGACUCAGUACCCUGUCGCGCACGACAUACAAUGGCAUAUCCGUUAACAUAACCGGACAACAAUGCUCCGAGGAUUAUACCACCAAUACUGGAUUAGCCUACGCGAACAACACGGCAACUUUCGCGAUGAACCUGACCGAAGGUGCCUACUUCGGCGCAGCGAAUAGCCCAGGGGUCACGAAUAACGGCUUUACCGUUCGCCCCUGCAGUGACGAUUUUCUGUACAUUUGGGGUCAUUAUCCCGGUCCGAGUGCAACACCGGAUAUUUCCAUCUCGGCCUUGGGCUGUAACAGAACAGCUGAAAGCGUAGACGUUGAGGUUACUUAUGUGGGUUCAGAUCUUCAGCUAGACCUUUCAAAGCCACCUCAGCCCAUUGAAUCAACCGUGAAAACGAUUCCGGGCCACUAUAACCGCACCGACCCGGGGCACAGUCUUUUUGAAGUAUACUACAGCAAUCUGGCGUCGCUUCCGCCGGCGAACGACACGGCUUUGGACGAUUUCUUCAGUCAGCUUGUCACCUCUCGUUAUGCAGUACCUUUAACCGUACUAGGAGACACAUCACAAUCCAACGUCGUCAAAGCAGCCAUCGAGUUCCAGGAUGGUGUGUACGCGGCGCAGUAUCUUGAUGUACGGCAUCGUGUCGGCCUAAACGCGUCACAAAGCGUGUACCCGGCCUUAUCCUCUGCCACUGCAAACGACGCGGCUGGCGUGUACAACGCCACAAUUACCGAUCCGUGGGGCCGCUCACGUAUUGUGCAGGACGAGACAGGCACGCGCAUUCUAGAGGCACUCCUGAUAGCAGCUUUGGUCUUGUCUCUCGCCGGCUGGUUCUUAGGACCUCGAAAGCCAGUCUUGCCUCGAAGCCCUACCAAUAUCGCAAGUGUUUUGGCACUGCUCUCCGGCGGUGACCUUUUGGACCAUGUAUAUGGCCGAGAAGGGAUUAAGGAAUGGGGUACUCUCGAAGAGUUGCAAGCUACCUUGGGAGAUGACCAGUUUUGGAUGGGAAUGGGCCCUCCAGGGGAUCUCAGUCCUGAAAGCGAGAAGAAGUUCGGAAUAUGGGUGCUGCAUGGUGAAGAGUCAGGGUAGAUCUUCCCAGAAAGAACAGUAUAUAGAAGUUUGACCAGGAAAGUGACCAUGGAAUUCAUCAAUGCUAUAUACAUACC